GGUUUUCCAGCAAAGCCCUAAGCAAAGUCUGUAUUUUUUUUUCUUUUCCCCCAUAUAGUUUCUUUACCUACCUCUUUUCCAUUCCGGCCUGGACAGGUAACUGGUUCCUGUCCCAGCCCCGAGCAAGCUCUCAACCAGGAAACCUACUUCCGCCCUUGAAUUAGAACUUCCCAUGUUUCUAUAAUGGGAUUUCCCUACCACUAAAGGGCACGAUCCGUCAGAAGUCUCCUUGUGAGACUUCUUCCUACUAUCACGAUUUUGUGAGUCCAAAAAAAAAGGGGACUCACGGAGCUUCUCUGGAUCCCUCAGAGUUCGUGGGCUCCUCCGAGGGAUCCUGCCACGUUUUCAGACCAAAAAGGGGUCUGCAGAGACACUUCUGGUUUCCUCGUUAGAAGGUACUGGCUACUCUUCGACCGGCCGGCUUCACACCACUGUUUACGGACGCCUCUAAUGUCCGUGGGCACCUCCACUUGCUCUCGGAGGAGUCCUGCAAGGGCGUUGCUCGUACCUGGGAAGUUGAGCAGAUGCAGCCCUUUUGGAACAUGACCUAGGACUAGAUUAGCGGGGACACGGUCCCUAUAAAUACAGCCCACCUGGACCUCAAUUCUCCUGUUUCUGGAACUUUCCGCCAUGAAGCUGAUCCUGUGGUUGGGAGCUUUGCUUGGGGUCACUUGGAGCCUGGAAACCUUUGUAGGUGACCAGGUUCUCCACCUGAAGCCGUGCAACGAGGAGCAGGUGGAUUUGCUGAAAGAAUUGGGAAGCCUGAAACAUCUCCAGCUGAAUUUCUGGCGGUCUCCCUCGUACCCCGACGAACCUGUGGAUCUCCAGGUGUCCUUUGCUGGUCUCCAGGCUGUCAAAGUCCUUCUGGAGUCACACCAGAUUAAGUACUCCAUCCUGAUUGAAGAUGUGCAGGCCCUGCUGGAUGAAGAAGCUCGAGAGAUGCACCUUAGCCGUCAACGGGAAGUCGGCCAGAAGAAUUUCAACUACGGCGCUUACCAUAACUUGGACACGAUUUACCGAGCGAUGGACAGUAUCCUGGCUGAGCACCCUCAGAUUGUGAGCAAACUCCGGAUUGGACAGACCUAUGAAAAACGGCCUCUGUUUGUCCUCAAGUUCAGCACCGGGGGAAACAAACGCCCUGCCAUCUGGAUUGAUGCCGGCAUUCACGCGCGAGAAUGGGUGACCCAGGCCACGGCUCUUUGGACUGCUAAAAAGAUCGCUUCUGACUUUGGGAAAGAACCGUCGCUGACUUCCCUCCUCAACAAAAUGGAUAUUUUCCUGCUGGUGGUUGCAAAUCCCGACGGAUACGUCUACUCUCACACCACAAAUCGUAUGUGGCGAAAAACCCGGUCCAGACGACCAGGCAGCCAGUGUGUCGGAGUUGAUCCCAACCGAAACUGGGAUGCGGGUUUUGGAGGACCCGGUGCCAGCAACGACCCCUGUUCCGAUUCUUACCGUGGACCCAGCGCCAACUCGGAAAUCGAAGUUCGCUCCGUUGUGGAUUUCGUCAAGAGGCAUGGGAACGUCAAGGCCUUUAUCAGCAUCCAUAGCUACUCCCAGCUUCUAAUGUACCCCUAUGGCUAUAAAUGCACCAAGCCAAAAGACGCGGAAGAACUGGAUACGUUGGGGAAAUCGGCCGCUAACGCCUUGACGUCGCUGUACGGCACGCGCUACAGAGUCGGGCCCAUCUGCUCGGUCAUUUACCAGGCCAGUGGUGGAAGCAUCGACUGGAGCUACGAUUACGGGAUCAAGUACUCCUUCGCCUUCGAGCUGAGAGACACGGGGCGCUACGGUUUCCUCCUGCCCGCCAAAGAGAUCAUCCCCACCGCUCAGGAGACGUGGCUGGGGCUGAAGAAGAUCAUGGAGCACGUGCGGGAUCACCCCUACUGAGAACUAAGAAGAUCUGGGAGAAGAUAGGAUUUUGGCUUCAAAUUCUGAUGCUAGCUGAAAGUCGAUUACAGGAGCGACAGAUCCUUUUAGAUGCCCCCAAAAGAGAGGAAAAAAAAUCAGAUUUUAAAUAACCACCAAUCAGUUAAUUCAGAUAAUGGCCACUGGGGGCAGCAGAGGUGCAGAAAUCUCUAUGCCGUUGCUGCCCCCUGGUGGUCACUAAAUUUUCUGCGGCCCAGAUCCGAUAUGACUUAUUAAAUACCGGACGAUCCCAUCAUGGUGGCCUCUGGUGUGUUUAGAUUACAAUUCCCAGAAUCCUUUAAACGACAGGGAGGCAUAUUUAGCAGCAAGCUUCCUGCCUGAGUGGAUUGGGACUACAUUGCCCAGCAUUCCCAGACACCAAUGGAGAAUUCUGGGAGUUGGAGUCCCAGCUUGUCUGAAGGCCACUGAGCAAAAAUGUUCUAGCCCAGAAUCUCCAAACUCGGCAACUUUAGGACUUGUGGACUUAAACUCCCAGAAUUCCCUAGUCAGCCAUGUUGGCUGGUGAAUUCUGGGAGUUGAAGUCCACAAGUCUUAAAGUUGCCGAGUUCUCGCAUAGUUAUCAGUUAAGGAAUGAAGGCAAAUAUUUUCCUAAAUCUUCCUCUUUUUGUUAUAAUUCUCCUGUGGCUUCUGAGACGAGGAGACAUCCAAGAUUUUGGAUUAAACCUUCUUCAGAUGUUUCUUCAGCAGUUUUCUCAAUAAAUCCUGCUUCCAGUGGC
Messenger RNA from Crotalus tigris (Tiger rattlesnake), 2645 nucleotides. RefSeq names its product carboxypeptidase A2-like. Gene Ontology annotation, biological process: proteolysis. Bases 631 to 1890 code for a protein of 419 amino acids. The transcript is spliced from 12 exons. NCBI's taxonomy places the organism in Eukaryota, Metazoa, Chordata, Lepidosauria, Squamata, Viperidae. Gene Ontology annotation, molecular function: metallocarboxypeptidase activity; zinc ion binding. The record is from RefSeq and is a predicted model, not a curated record.